Molecule: messenger RNA, 1934 nt
Organism: Haplochromis burtoni (Burton's mouthbrooder)
Lineage: Eukaryota; Metazoa; Chordata; Actinopteri; Cichliformes; Cichlidae
Product: lymphocyte antigen 75-like
Exons: 5
Coding region: 6-1028 (340 amino acids)
Source: RefSeq, a predicted model, not a curated record
GCAUCAUGACUCUAAAGAUCCUGCUGGGUGUCUUCUGUCUCUCAGGGUGUCUCAUCUUCUCCAGAUGCCGUCAGUACUACUUUGUUAAUAAGUCCUUAGAUUGGUUUGCGGCUCUGAGUUACUGUAGAGUGAACUACACAGACCUGGCCAACUUCGAAAACGCUACAGAAAUGAAACAAUUUAACAAAACAGUUUCAUCUGCUGGUUACAACUCUGAGGUCUGGAUUGGUGCUUACCUAAGUUUGUAUUGGAGACAUGUAUCUCAGAUCAAUGAUGAUUUCUGGAAAUGGGAAAACCAAACUAAAAAUGAACCCUUCUCAGCUUACUAUUUUUGUACAAAAGCUUUAGUGAAUUCACCAUACUGGUACUGGUCUUGGUAUAUCAACUGCUCACUGGAAUACCCAUUCAUCUGUUACAAUGGAACUUACCAGAGUCCUGAAUUUGUUUUUGUGAAUAAAAGCAUGGACUGGUUCAGAGCUCUCCGGUACUGCAGGGAGAACUUCACAGAUCUGGCUGACAAUUCGCUUUCUGUCAGUGAUACGCAGAGGCUGGUGUCAUAUGGGACUGAAAUAUGGAUCGGCCACAUUGUACAUCCUCAAAUUUUCUGGGUCGAUGGCAGAGACUCCUCAUUCAGAUACUGGGAUGAAUCAGUAAAAAUAUUUGGCAUUUCAAAUGACAUGCGUGGUGUCGCAGAUAUGCAGAGAUCAGGAAAAUGGAGGUUACUGCCCUAUUAUACACAACGACCAUUUGUCUGCUAUGACAACCUGCCAGCUCCUCAACCUGAAACCACAGAAGCUCCCAAAAAAGAAAUUGUUUACAGAAAAGUAAUAAAAAUCAGGAUGAAGCUGGACGACUCCUCUGUGAAUCUGAAUGACACCGCUGCCAAAGCAACACUCCUGAAAGAGCUCCAGGACAGACUGAAGGAGAAAGGAGUGAGUGGAAUCACUGUGAAGUGGAGAGAGCAGCCUGAUGGAGCCGUCUUCCAUAAAGACAGGAACGUACUCACAAAGAAGAAAACUGAGCUGUGAAUUUUGAAACCAACAUUGCUGCGACUUCUCUGAAACUCAGAUGUUUAGUGUACAUGAAGCUGCUGUACAUAUUGUGGUUUUGCUCUGUAUUUGUUUAUGCAAAUUAUACCGUUGACAUUUGUCACCUUGGUGAAAUGAAAAUAAUCAGAUAUAAUUAGUUUUUAUUAUUGUUUCAUCAGAGUGUUUUGUUUUGGACUAAAAGAUCCUUUCAUGGUUUUAAUACUCCUGAUGACGUCCUGUGUGGGACUAUGGUUAAAACUGUAGAUUUUUGUUCUGUCUGCUUGAGAUAAUUCUGCUUUUGUAUGAGAUUUAUUGUUUUUGACAAAAAGUGGUUUUUUUUUUUUUUAAUCCAUGAGACAUAAUGACAGUUAAUGAACUGGAUCAAGUGGCGGUGGAGGUGCGCAGAGAGAGGCUGAGGACAAUACAGAAAACAACAGUGAAAAUAAUUUAAAAUAAAAUGAAAUCACAUUGUUCGGUGAACUCAGCCAGAAACAUUUGUUAUUGUCCUUUUUACCUGCAUUUAGGUGUAACACCUUCUAUGAUUCAAAAAGCUGACUUGUAUUGUUUGUUACUGUUUCCAUGGAGCACUGCCUUUAAGUGCAUGAACAUCCCAAAACCAGGCAACUCAAAACUGCUUCCUAGAGAAAUAUAAAAAGAAUCAUUUUCCUGCUCUUCUAAAAAAAAAAAUGUAAAACUAAAUGUGUUACUUUACUCAUCUGAACUGUGAAUAUGUGAUAGAUAUUGUUCAUUGGAUACUAAAUAUAAUUUGUUAAGAUUGUCACAUUUUUACCUGUUUUUGUAAAUAAAGCUGUAAGUUAAAUUAAGAAGGUAAAAGUUGGACUAAAUGAAAUUAAAGUUAUAUUUCGAGGAUAUUGUCACAAUAGUGAGCAAAUCAUUUAAGCAUCA